AUGCACUCUUUUAUCCUUGUCCCAAUAUUCACCAUUUUCUUCUGCUUUGUUGCUUUACCCGUCUCUUCGCAGUCUGGGCCAUCGUCAUGGACAACGCGUCCUUUUAGUCCACCAGCUAUUCCUCUUGCCGUGCGAUCGCCGUACUUGAACACUUGGCUUCCCCAAGGCGCUGGACCGACUCAGCUCAAUGUACACACUUGGCCGAAUUUCUGGAACAUUGAGAAUACAGUAACGAGCUGGUACGCACACGCCGUGGUCGAUGGCGUUGCCUAUCGCCUUGUUGGGGUGGCUGCGAAUCCCAAUGUUACUGUGGCUAAUCAGACUGCGAUCGAGUUCACCCCGACUCAAACAUUUGUUCAGUUUACUGCUGGCCCGAUGCAGAUGAAUGUAUCAUUUCUUAGCCCGAUUGAACCGACUGACCUCGUUCGACAAUCCCUCCCAUUCGCCUAUCUUUCAAUAUCGGCGGCAUCAACCGACGGGGGAGCACACUCUUUGCAAAUGUACUCAGACAUCUCGGGAGAGUUCAUAACCGGUGACACAAGUAAAGUUGCACAGUGGACAGCAGAUGAAAGCGGAGAUUACGUCGUACUCAGCAUGCAACUUCAGACGCAACAGCAAUUCUCUGAAAUUAAUAGCUUUGCACAGGACGCAACAGAAUAUUAUUCAUUUAAGCAUAUCGGCGGUACAACGACUACUUGGGCGAUUGCAAACGAUACGAUAAACCGCACGACUGCGGCUAGUUUAAUUGCCUCGCUUGGGAACCAGACAGACCCAACUCCUCGAGCUGUAAACACGACCGGAAACAAUCAGCCUGUUCUGGGUAUCGCAGUGGACUGGGGAACAAUAGAGUCGACACCAGAGCCUGCUGUUUGGGCGAUUGGUGUGGUACGGAGCCCGUCGAUACAGUACAAAACCGCAUCUGGAGCAAUUCAGAAUCGCUAUCCGUAUUUCUUAUCCAAAUACAGUGAUGCAUCAGAUGCGGCAAGGGCAUUCCUUGACGAUUUCCAACGUGCGCAAGAAGCAGCGGCUGCGCUUGACUCACAGAUAAUUACGGCUGGGGAGCAAAUUUCGUUAAUUUAUUCACACCUACUUUCUUUGACUGCGCGUCAGGUCAUGGCCAGUAUGGACAUUACACUUUCCAAGACUGGGAACGGCCAGUGGAACACGUCAGACGUUAAAAUUUUCAUGAAGAAUCUGGGAAGUGCUGGUUCUGACUCGAUGAGUGUAAAUGCUGUCGACAUUUUGUAUGCCGCUUUCCCCACGUUUAUCUAUCUCAACCCCGAGCUCGGAGGUUACCUGCUUUCUCCUCUAUUAGAGUACCAGGACUCAGAUGCAUAUACACUGUCGUUCGCCGCAAAGCACAUCGGUUCUGCUUACCCAAAUGCAACAGCAGAUGGAAUAAAUAAUGGGCAUAUAUACGGAGUGGAAGAAACUGCAAACAUGAUAAUAAUGGCGCUUGCAUAUACUCAAGCAUCAGGUAACAGGACCCUUCUGGAUAUGCAUUACACAAUGUUUCGGCGCUGGGCAGAGUAUUUGAUUCAAAAUUCACUGACACCAACAAAUCAAGCCUCGGCGGAUUUUUCUCCUCUCUCUUCCCUUUCAAAUGACAAUCAGACGAACACAGCAUUGAAGGGGAUAAUAGGUAUUGCAGCUAUGGCCAAGAUAGCCGAGAUUAUGAAUAUGAAUGACGACCAGGCAAACUAUAACAGCACGUCAGCAUCAUUUAUUACCCAAUGGAUGGACAGAGCACUUGCUCCGGAUCAGUCUCAUAUUAAUUUUUUCUACGAUAUGCCAAACACAAAUGGGAUGAUCUACAAUGUGUAUGCAGACAGGCUACUACAUCUUGAAUUUGUUCCAGAAAUCAUAUAUGACGUUCUGACCGAAUUUUAUCAAGCUACAUCCAGUACGUAA
This is a messenger RNA of Fomitiporia mediterranea MF3/22, 1911 nucleotides long. RefSeq names its product DUF1793-domain-containing protein. The transcript is spliced from 13 exons. Lineage: Eukaryota; Fungi; Basidiomycota; Agaricomycetes; Hymenochaetales; Hymenochaetaceae. The record is from RefSeq and is a predicted model, not a curated record. Gene Ontology annotation, biological process: carbohydrate metabolic process. The coding region runs from base 1 to 1911 and encodes 636 amino acids.